GGGGAGGCAGCGGCUCCGGCGCCGCGGUGCCUCGCGGAGGCGGAGAGGAUGAGGAUGGCUUCUGGCUUUUUUUUUUGCCUCCUCGCGACGAUUUCCAUAGUAACCUGAUCGAGCGGUGCAAUUUCGGAAACUGGGGUGGCUUUAUUAUCAUUUUUUUCCUCCCCGAUUUUUUCCCCCCGCUUCAUCGCACCGCUCCCCGAGGAGUGCCGGCCGACAGGUUCACAGUCAGGAUGUAACCUCUUGUAAAAUGGAAACCUGUGAAGAAAGAUACAGAUAGCAGUUGGAGUUAAAAGUGGUAGAUGAACAUUCCUCUUCUUAAGCAUCAGCUUUUAAGAACGCUAUGGUGAUUUGGAAAGUCUCAAGAGUGAACUGCAAAGUUUUCCUCAGCUCAAUCGAUGCAUUUCUUAGUCAUUUCUCCAAGUCGUUGAUGUUCAGAGAUGGUGUGUGAUGGAAAAAAGCACCAUGUUUCUGUGUUUGUAGCCCCUGCUUUUUGGAUUAGUUUGCUGCAUUGCUGAACCGAUUUCAUUUUGAAGGGCAAGGAAUGAAUGUGAUGGAUUUAUCUUCAGAGAUGAACAAACAUGGAAGGAAUCCAGUAAGUCAUAAACUAGAAGAUCAAAAGAAGAUUUACACUGACUGGGCUAACCACUACCUAGCAAAAUCUGGCCACAAGCGGUUGAUCAAGGAUUUGCAACAGGACAUUGCAGAUGGAGUUCUGCUAGCAGAAAUCAUCCAGAUCAUCGCAAAUGAAAAGGUUGAAGAUAUCAAUGGCUGUCCACGGAGCCAAUCUCAAAUGAUUGAGAAUGUUGAUGUCUGCCUUAGCUUUCUGGCAGCCAGAGGCGUAAAUGUCCAAGGUCUUUCUGCAGAAGAAAUAAGGAAUGGAAAUUUGAAAGCCAUCUUAGGGCUGUUUUUCAGUUUGUCUCGGUACAAACAGCAGCAACAUCAUCAGCAACAGUACUACCAGUCUUUGGUGGAGCUACAACAACAAGUCCCUUCAACUCCAGCUGAAAUCAGCCAGUCCAAAACACACCAAGAUAUGCAGUCAAGUCUCACAGCCAGAUAUGCAACUCAGUCUAAUCACAGUGGAAUUGCAACCAGUCAGAAAAAGGCUUCUAGGCUUCCAGGACCCUCAAGGGUGCCAGCUGCAGGCAGCAGUACCAAAGUCCAGGGAGCUUCCAAUUUAAAUCGGAGAAGUCAGAGCUUUAACAGCAUUGACAAAAACAAGCCUCCACAAUAUGCAAACGGAAAUGAAAAAGCAGAUUCACCAAAAGGCCCUCACCCCUCUUCAGGCAUGAAUGGAAAUGUGCAGCAUCCCACCAGCACCGGGCAGCAGCAGGUCUCUGCCAUACCCUCUCCAAGUGCCAGCAAGCCUUGGCGCAGCAAAUCCAUGAAUGUCAAACACAGCGCGACCUCUACCAUGCUGUCUGUGAAGCAGCCCAGUCCCACAACCUCCCCUACUCCUACUCCUACUUCAGACAGGCUCAAGCCACCCCCUUCUGAAGGUGUGAAGCCCCCUUCAUCUGGACAAAAAUCUAUGCUGGAAAAAUUCAAGCUGGUUAAUGCUAGGACUGCUCUGAGACCUCCUUUGUCACUGAGCUCAGGACCCGGUGACAGUGGGAGAGAGGAUGACAACUUUUCAGAGUGUGGUGACAUGGAUGUCUUAAGUGGUGGGGUGAACAGCGGCGGCUCCACAAGUAGCAGUCCCAAAGUAUCACCCAAGUUAACCCCUCCAAAAGCUGGCAGCAAAAAUCUCAGCAAUAAAAAGUCUUUGCUACAGCCAAAGGACAAAGAGGAAAAGAACAGGGACAAAAACAAAGUUUGCACUGAGAAAGCAGUCAAGGAAGAGAAGGAUCAGGUCAUUGAAUCAUCUACAAAGAAGAGCUCAAAAAUUGCAAGCUUAAUCCCAAAGGGAAGCAAGACUACAGCAGCCAAGAAAGAAAGUUUAAUAUCAUCUUCUAGUGGGAUCCCAAAACCUGGAUCAAAGGUGCCAACAGCAAAGCAGAGCACUUCCUCCGCAUGCACAGGGAGUAAGGAGGUUGAAAAACUGAGGACUACAAAAGGAAACCAGUCCCAGUCAACACCAAAAUCUCAGCUUAGUGAGAAGGCUUCUCCUUCCUCUGGUCUUGCUUCUUCUGAAGGGAAAGAACCAAGUGCUGCUCUCACUCCAGGAUCCUCCAUUGGCGCCUCAAUGGCUGCUGGCAGUGGCCAAGGCACAGGGAAUGGUGUAGUCCAGCUUCCUCAGCAACAGCAAUACAGCCACCCCAACACUGCCACGGUAGCUCCUUUCAUUUAUAGAACUCUCUCAGAAAAUGACAGUACCUCUUUACCACCUGCUGACUCCUGUACCAGUCCUACUAAAAUGGAUUUGUCAUUUAGUAAGACUGCCAAACAGUGCCUAGAGGAGAUAUCUGGGGAAGACCCUGAAACAAGAAGAAUGAGAACCGUCAAGAACAUUGCAGACCUGAGACAGAAUUUGGAAGAAACCAUGUCCAGCCUUAGAGGGACCCAGAUAAGCCACAGCACAUUGGAGACAACUUUUGACAGCACUGUGACAACUGAGGUGAAUGGGAGAAGCAUACCAAGCCUAUCCAGCCGAUCGAGCGCCAUGACUUGGAGGCUGGGGCAGGCCAGCCCUCGGCUGCAGGCGGGAGAUGCUCCGUCCUUGGGUGCUGGUUAUCCUCGCAGCAGCGCCAGCCGCUUCAUCCACACAGACCCCUCUCGGUUCAUGUACACCACCCCGCUCCGCCGAGCUGCUGUCUCUCGCCUUGGAAACAUCUCUCAGAUUGACAUGAGUGAGAAGGGAACUGCUGACUUGGACAUAUCCUCUGAAGCUGAUGUUGGUGGCUACAUGAGUGAUGGGGACAUUCUUGGGAAAAGCCUGAGGACUGAUGACAUCAACAGUGGGUACAUGACAGAUGGAGGACUCAACCUAUAUACAAGAAGUCUGAACCGAAUACCAGACCUUGCUGCCUCUCGAGACGUCAUCCAGAGAGGGGUUCACGACGUGACUGUGGAUGCUGACAGCUGGGAUGACAGCAGCUCGGUUAGCAGUGGCCUCAGUGACACUCUUGACAACCUCAGCACAGAUGAUUUGAAUACCACCUCAUCUGUCAGUUCUUAUUCCAACAUAACAGCCUCUUCAAGGAAGAACACUCAUGCCCAGCUGAAGACAGACUCAGAGAAGCGCUCAGUUACAGACAGUGAAACUUGGGGAAGCACUGAAGAGCUGAAGAAGCCAGAGGAAGACUUUGACAGCAGUGUAGACAGCAGUGGCAAGUGGAAAGGCCUUCCCUCGGGGCUGUCUGAAGAGUCGGAGAAGGGGGGACAGAAAACAUCUCUCUCUGUGUCACAGACCGGAUCUUGGAGGAGAGGCAUGACUGCACAAGUGGGAACAACUCAGUCCAGGCACAAAGCAGGAACAAGUGCACUCAAGACCCCAGGAAAAACUGAUGAUGCAAAAGCUUCAGAAAAAGUGAAAACUCCACUGAAAGGAGCCUCCAUACAGAGAUCUCCAUCAGAUGCAGGGAAGAGCAGUGGUGAUGAAGGGAAAAAGCCUCCCUCUGGCAUUGGCAGAUCAACUGCUACAGGGUCAUUUGGAUUCAAGAAGUCUGGGUUGGGAUCUUCUACCAUAAUCACCACAAGUGGAGCUACGAUCACAAGCGGGUCAGCAACGCUGGGAAAAAUGCCAAAAUCCUCAGCCAUCAGUGGGAAAUCCAACGCAGGGAGGAAGACGAGCUUAGACGGUUCCCAAAACCAGGACGACGGCGUCCUGCAUGUGAGCUCAAAGACAACUCUGCAGUACCGGAGUCUGCCUCGCCCCUCGAAAUCCAGCGGCAGCGGGAUCCCCGGCCGCGGCGGCCACCGCUCCAGCACCAGCAGCAUCGACUCCAACGUGAGCAGCAAGUCUGCGGGUGCUGCUGCCACCAAACUGCGAGAGCCGAGCAAGAUCGGGUCCGGGAGGUCCAGCCCUGUCACCAUCAACCAGACAGACAAGGAAAAAGAGAAAGUGGCCGUGUCCGAUUCUGAAAGCGUCUCGCUGUCCAGCUCCCCUAAAUCCAGCCCGACUUCGGCAAGCGCCUCUGGCACACCAGGACUUAGACAGCCAGGUUCCAAAUACCCAGAUAUUGCUUCCCCCACAUUUCGAAGGUUGUUUGGUGCCAAGGCAAGUGGUAAAGCUGCCUCUGCACCCAGUACUGAAGGUGUGAAACCCACAUCGGCAAUGCCCAGCCCUAGUACCACAUUGGCACGGCAAGGCAGCCUGGAAUCGCCAUCCUCGGGCACAGGCAGCAUGGGCAGUGCAGGUGGGCAAAGUGGUAGCAGCAGCCCCCUCUUCAGUAAACCUUCGGACUUAAAUGCAGAUGUUGUAAGCUUAAGUCACUCCCUGGCUUCCAGUCCUGCCUCAGUGCACUCUUUCACAUCAGGUGCUCUUGUGUGGGCUGCAAACCUGAGCAGCUCUUCAGCGGGCAGUAAGGACACACCAAGUUACCAGUCCAUGACUAGCCUUCACACCAGUUCCGAGUCUAUUGACCUCCCUCUUAGCCAUCAUGGCUCUCUCUCUGGACUGACAACAAGCACUCAGGAGGUUCAGAGCCUGCUCAUGAGGACUGGAAGCGUCAGAUCUACUCUUUCGGAAAGAUAUGCACCAUCAUCCCGGCAGACAAGUCAGGAGGAAGGCAAGGAAUGGCUGCGCUCCCAUUCAACCGGAGGCCUGCAGGACACUGGCAGUCAGUCCCCGCUUGUUUCUCCUUCAGCUAUGUCUUCAUCUGCAACUGGAAAAUAUCACUUCUCCAACCUGGUGAGUCCAACCAACCUAUCACAGUUUAACCUUCCUGGACCCAGCAUGAUGCGUUCAAACAGCAUCCCUGCACAAGACACUUCUUUUGAUCUCUACGAUGACUCCCAGCUGUGUGGCAGUGCCACGUCCUUGGAAGAGAGACCACGAGCAAUCAGUCAUUCUGGUUCAUUCAGGGACAGCAUGGAAGAAGUGCAUGGGUCCUCAUUAUCACUCGUCUCCAGCACAUCCUCUCUCUACUCUACAGCAGAAGAAAAGGCACAUUCAGAGCAAAUUCAGAAACUACGGAGAGAGUUGGUUGCAUCGCAGGAGAAAGUUGCUACACUUACUUCUCAACUUUCAGCAAAUGCUCAUCUAGUAGCAGCUUUUGAAAAAAGCUUGGGAAAUAUGACAGGCCGACUGCAAAGUCUAACAAUGACUGCUGAACAAAAGGAAUCUGAGCUUAUAGAGCUAAGGGAAACCAUUGAAAUGCUGAAAGCCCAGAAUUCUGCUGCACAAGCUGCUAUUCAAGGAGCCUUGAAUGGCCCUGAUCAUACCCACAAAGAUCUACGUAUAAGGCGGCAACAUUCUUCAGAAAGCGUUUCCAGUAUCAACAGCGCUACAAGUCAUUCCAGUAUUGGCAGUGGUAAUGAUGCUGAUUCAAAAAAAAAGAAAAAGAAAAACUGGCUAAGAAGCUCUUUCAAACAGGCCUUUGGAAAGAAAAAGUCCACCAAACCUCCUUCCUCACAUUCAGACAUAGAAGAGCUGACAGAUUCCUCCCUUCCUUCCUCACCUAAAUUGCCCCACAGCUCAGGAGAGUGUGCAACAACAUCGAUGAAACCAUCACAGUCAGCAUCUGCGAUCUGUGAGUGCACAGAGGCAGAGGCUGAAAUUAUUCUUCAGCUAAAAAGUGAGCUGAGGGAGAAGGAGCUCAAAUUAACAGAUAUCCGUCUGGAAGCCCUCAGCUCUGCACACCACCUGGAUCAGAUCCGGGAAGCCAUGAACCGCAUGCAGAAUGAAAUUGAGAUACUGAAAGCAGAGAAUGAUCGCUUGAAGGCAGAGACUGGAAAUAGCGGAAAGCCUGCCCGGCCAUCAUCAGAGUCCUCAAGCAGCACAUCAUCUUCUUCAUCACGGCAGUCACUGGGACUUUCUCUGAACAAUUUAAACAUCACAGAAUCUGUUACAUCAGAUAUAUUGUUGGAUGAUGUCACUGAUGGAGCACUCCACAAAGAAGGUCAUAGUGUCAAAAUUUUAGUCACCAUAAACAAAGGCUACAGUCGAGCCAAGGAUCAAAAGCCACAUGCAUACCUGAUAGGAUCAAUUGGAGUCAGUGGAAAAACAAAAUGGGAUGUUUUAGAUGGUGUAAUCAGACGUCUCUUUAAGGAGUAUAUUUUUCGAGUGGAUCCAACUACUAGCCUGGGUUUAAGCUCUGACUGCAUUGCUAGCUAUUGUAUAGGGGAUGUAACUAGAGCCCAUAGCCUAGAAGUGCCUGAACUGCUGCCUUGUGGAUAUCUGGUUGGAGAUAAUAACGUCAUCACUGUGAACCUGAAAGGAGUAGAAGAAAACAGUUUGGACAGUUUUGUGUUUGACACAUUAAUUCCUAAGCCAAUUACCCAACGGUACUUUAAUUUACUGAUGGAGCAUCGCAGAAUUAUUCUGUCGGGACCCAGUGGCACAGGAAAGACCUAUUUAGCUAACAGGCUGGCUGAAUAUAUUAUAACUAAAUCUGGCAGAAAAAAAACUGAGGAUGCAAUUGCAACUUUUAACAUAGAUCACAAAUCAAGCAAGGAUCUGCGACAAUACCUAGCAAACUUAGCUGAGCAAUGCAGCGCUGACAACAAUGGUGCUGACCUCCCUGUCGUCAUAAUUCUUGAUAACCUCCACCACAUCAGUUCACUAAGUGACAUUUUCAAUGGUUUCCUCAACUGUAAAUAUAAUAAAUGUCCCUAUAUUAUUGGAACCAUGAACCAAGGAGUUUCUUCUUCACCAAAUCUGGAGGUGCAUCACAAUUUCAGGUGGGUGCUGUGUGCUAAUCACACAGAGCCCGUUAAAGGUUUCUUAGGAAGAUAUCUGAGAAGGAAACUGAUUGAAACUGAAAUAGAAAAGAGCAUACGCAAUAAUGAGCUUAUGAAAAUCAUUGACUGGAUCCCCAAAACAUGGCAUCAUCUCAACAGCUUCCUAGAAACACACAGCUCUUCAGAUGUAACCAUUGGCCCCCGCCUCUUCCUCCCUUGCCCUAUGGAUGUUGAUGGCUCCAGAGUGUGGUUCACAGACCUUUGGAACUAUUCCCUGGUUCCGUAUCUUCUGGAAGCUGUGAGAGAAGGACUCCAGAUGUACGGUAAGAGGGCACCCUGGGAGGAUCCCUCCAAGUGGGUAGCUGAUACCUAUCCAUGGAGCUCUGCAACUCUACAGCAUGAGUGGCCAUCACUGCUUCAGUUAAGGCCUGAAGAUGUUGGUUAUGAAGGUUAUGCAUCAGCAAAAGAAGGAACAACCUCUAAGCACGUUCCACAGACUGAGACAGAGGGGGAUCCCUUGAUGAAUAUGCUAAUGAGGCUUCAAGAGGCAGCCAACUAUUCGAGCGCACAGAGCUGUGACAGUGAUAGCACCAGCCACCAUGAUGACAUUCUGGAUUCAUCCCUUGAAUCAACUCUCUGAAAGGGACAAAUCUUGCUGUGGGAUGAUGGUAAAAUCUGUUUCCACUAGACCACUGCCAGUAGUAAAGCAGCACACCGAGGUCUCUCAGUAAGAACGGUGUGUUGUAGGGAGGCAGGAGACCUAACUCUGCAAAGUCAGGAAGAAAAAUUGAAGUGGAAAGCUUGAAUUAGUUUAAUUUCAAGGCAUUUCAAUACCUAUGGAGCCGAGUGAGACUCCAUUUGUCAACUGGAAAGUGCCCUAGACCAAGGGCAUCUGAGCAGAUUGCACACGUGUUAGCCAAACUGGAAUAUUUUUUUUCCCUUAUCCUCUUUCUCUCUCUCUGUCUCUCUGUGUUUCUCUGUACGAGUUCACAGCGAAACUUCUUUGGAUUUUUUUUUUCCUUUAGUUUAUCCUGAGCUGCUGCAUGAACAAUGCAGUCUUCUAAUUAUCUUGUAACCUCUGUUGUGCCACAUGGUGCUGGUCACAGGACGGCAGUGGUGUCUGUGUUAUACACUACUGCCAAUUCCAAAAGGAGUAAAAGAUGAUAGUAACUCAGAAAGCACAAACAGUAUUGUGCAAUCACCAGAAAACAUGACUGUGAUAUGCUGGAUAAGUGCCAAUUUAAUUCUAACUGCCAUGGUCACGGUGAUGCGCUCCAUAAAGUUUUUAGUACACAAGUCACAGAUUUUAUAGAGUUAUUUUUACCACAAGGGUCUUUUUUAACCGCCUGCCCACUCCUUAACAACAGUUUUCUACCAAUUACUAACCAACACUGAUUAAAGGCUUUUUAGGGCUUCAUUUGUUUGAGCCUUUUCAGUGAAAGAAGGAACAUUUCUUAUGGUGCUGUCUCACUGCCUUAAAACAGAUUUCUAGAACAGUUUUACAGUUGGUUUAAUUCCUAAACCAUUGGUAAUUUACACUGUUUUUUUCUUCAUUUACUAACGAGAAAACAUCAGUUAACAUAGUAGCCUCAUAUCUGUAUAUCAUGAUUUUUUAAAGUAAUGGAUACGAGAAAGAACAAUUGCUAUAUAAUAUUUUUAUCUUGUGAAUAGAUUUCUCUGCCUACCCUCAGAAGUACACAAGGAACCCAAACCCACUUUCACUGCCACUUAAAUGCUGACAAAAUCGGCUCAAAUCCAUUUGGUCCCAUGGAAUGGAAUUUUUGGGAGGAUAGAUGUUUUGAAUACUUAUCCAGCAGAGCUGGAUGCACUUGAUGCAGCAUGAGCACAAAUAUAUGGGUUUGUUUUUCUUUUUUUUCCUUUUUCUAGUUUCAGCAUGUUGUUUUGAUUGCUAUAGUUGUACAUGAAGAAUUCAGCAUAAAAGAACACUGAAGCAGUGAUGUCCACUGUGGAAGAGGAAGAGUUUAUACUGUAAAAGUGGGUUGGUUUUGCACAGUCUACUGGGUGGGUAUUGUAAAUAUAGAGAAAAAGAAAAAAAAAAAAGAAAAAAAAGCCUUGCACAAAUCAAAUCAAAAGCAAACAAACAAAAAUAUUGUAUUUUAUUCUGUUGGUGUUAAGAGAUGUUUCACUUGCUGAGAUUUCCUGUAUGUUGCAAACAAAUACAGAAUGCAAAACCUAAAAGCUGUUAUUACCCGGUGUGUUUGUCCUGUACUUAACAGUUGUUAUGACUAUGCAGGAGCUAUCAAUGCCACAGCUAGCACGUUUCAAUAUCUGUAUGAAACCAAUACAUUUUGGGGGGAAAAGUCUGAAAAUGUUGAAAUUCAUAUGUCACGGCAGGCUAGAAGCAGGCUGCAUCCAGACUGCUCAGAGUAACUGGAAACACUCUUUUACCACCAGAGCCAUGGUUAAAAUAGGUGCACGUGGGCAAGAAGGUACCCAAGGGCUCUGGCAUUGUGUAGUCACAUACUGUACACCUCCAUGGAUGUUACCUUCGGGAUGUGUAUCUGGUGCUAUUCACUCCUCGUGGCCACCCCGUGGCCGCCUGCUGUAACUUAAAGAAAUCAAUGCAGUUUCCAAAUGGCACUGAGCUGCAUCGCUGAAUCUAGAGGUUCCUACACGGUGCUAUUGCCCUAAUAAAACUCUGAAUUUAUGCACGUAGGAUUCAGUCUGACCAACAUCGUGCCCCCCAAACCUGGAUCUAUUUCUGAUGCAAAAUGUCAGUUCAUACACCUUGACUGACUCAAAGAACUAAAGCAAAGCUGCUCUUUCUUGUACCUGUGCUCUGAGCAAACCUGCAAAUCUUUUCCUGCCAUAUUUAGCUCACAAACACACAAUAUUACAUAUACAAAACUUCCUGCAAUACAUCUCAGUGAGUCCACCUAGUUUACAACUCAGAAAUUGUUUGUGAAACAUUUGUCUGUACACAUUUUAUAUUUUGUACAUUUUUGAUGUAACAUAUCUUGUAAAUAGACAGAAACAGUGAAAUAAAUCAUCUGAAAAUUUUUGUAGUCUUUGUAAAACCCUAAUAAUAAGUAUUUGGUGUCAUCGGACUUAACUGGAUGAUGUAUUUUCUAUUGGUUUAUUGUUCCUCUAGCUUGUAAACCAGCUUGCGUAUAUUUUUUUUGCAGGUGUGCACACUGUAUCUGUCUAAAUUAUUACUUUGCCAUUAAAGUGGAAUUAUUUAUUGAAAACACAGUCUGAUGUUUUUGCAGUCAGGACUA
This is a messenger RNA of Melospiza georgiana, 10022 nucleotides long. It is a transcript of the gene NAV3, whose product is annotated as neuron navigator 3. Bases 542 to 7423 code for a protein of 2293 amino acids. Gene Ontology annotation, biological process: neurogenesis; nervous system development. The record is from RefSeq and is a predicted model, not a curated record. The transcript has 38 exons. Gene Ontology annotation, molecular function: protein binding; ATP binding; ATP hydrolysis activity. Lineage: Eukaryota; Metazoa; Chordata; Aves; Passeriformes; Passerellidae.